Thelazia callipaeda (thelaziosis nematode) is the source of this 869-nucleotide messenger RNA. The record is from the annotation of a GenBank genome assembly. Lineage: Eukaryota; Metazoa; Nematoda; Chromadorea; Rhabditida; Thelaziidae.
AUGUCUGAUACAGUUGUAUCUAACGCAGCAUCUUUGGUGCUACAGCUAAUAUUUCUGAUAUUGUUAACAUUUGGAGACGGUAAACGUGCUAUUGUUUGUGAUUAUAUGGGCAAAAGUUACAGUAAUGGAGAACGCUGGGUGGUACGGUCCGCAUUUGUUUUCGAAUGUAGAACUUUCCCAGAUGGUUCGUGGCGAGCAGAUAUUAUAGCAUGCCAAACACCAAAAGGUGUAGAAAUACGUGAUGGUGAAGAAAUUGUUGAAAAUAAUGUGAAAUUAAAAUGUUCAAGGUUAGAUUCUGGGAUAUAUCGAAUACAGAAAAAUUAUUUUCUCUGGAACAUUAGCUGCGAAGGUCAUAAUCUAGGCGAUUGGUGGAUCAGUAAAAAGAACUUCAAUAAAACAUGUACUACAACAGGUACACACAUCGUGAACUGUUUGACUGAAAGUGCUUUCCCGAUUGAGUUGAACACAACAAUCGUAGUUAAUGGAACUCGAUAUAUCUGUCAAGAUAACGGUAAUGGUACAGUGAUUCUCACACGCGAAUAUCAGCGAAUUAUAAGAACAAUUUCUCAGAAGGGCCCAAUUUACUGUAUUGUGAAUGGUAUACGUAAACAAAUCGGUGAAACAUGGAUUGAAAAUAAGAAUUUUAUCAAAAAAUGUGCUGAUGGAGGUGCAAUCACUAUAGAAGCUUGCACCGUUGACGGUUCAGUCAUCGAUCUCAAUUCAAAUUAUACUUUUAAUGGCAUGGUAAAAUACUUAAAACAUACAUUUUUAUUACAGUUACACAGAAAUCAAAUUACAACUCACUUUUAUUGCGCAAUUUUCAACAUUUCAUUUGACCCCUUUCAGGUGAUUCAAUUAGGUAAUUAACU